This is a messenger RNA of Aquila chrysaetos chrysaetos, 10360 nucleotides long. RefSeq names its product PR/SET domain 16 (gene PRDM16). Lineage: Eukaryota; Metazoa; Chordata; Aves; Accipitriformes; Accipitridae. The record is from RefSeq and is a predicted model, not a curated record. The coding region runs from base 50 to 3847 and encodes 1265 amino acids. The transcript has 17 exons. Gene Ontology annotation, molecular function: protein binding; histone H3K9 methyltransferase activity. Gene Ontology annotation, cellular component: nucleus.
AGCUGCUUCUGGGCUCAAGGAGGAGGAGAGGAAUCCACAAGCCGACACGAUGAGAUCCAAGGCGAGGGCGAGAAAACUGCCCAAAAGUGACAGCGAGAUUGUAAAUAAUAUGUACGAGACCGACCCUGAUCUCCUUGCUGGCGAAAGUGCAGAGGAGGAAACAGAGGACAGUAUUAUGUCCCCCAUUCCUGUCGGACCUCCAUCACCCUUUCCCACCAGUGAGGACUUCACUCCCAAGGAGGGCUCACCUUAUGAAGCUCCCGUCUACAUUCCUGAUGACAUUCCAAUCCCACCAGAUUUUGAACUCAGAGAAUCUUCGAUUCCAGGGGCAGGGCUAGGGAUUUGGGCCAAAAAGAAGAUUGAAGUUGGGGAAAGAUAUGGACCCUAUAUGACAGUACAAAGGAGCACAUUAAAGGAAACAAACUUUGGAUGGGAGCAAAUACUGACUGAUCCCGAGGUGACCUCCCAAGAGGGCAAUAUAAAAAAGAUUGCCGAUGACCUGGGAAAUGAGAAAUUCUGUAUUGAUGCUAGCCAGAGUGGAGCUGGGAACUGGCUGAAGUACAUCCGCGUGGCCUGUUCCUGUGAUGAACAGAAUCUAGCCGUGUGUCACGUUAACGACCAGAUCUAUUAUAAAGUUAUUAAAGAAAUUGAGCCAGGAGAAGAGCUCUUGGUGUAUUUGAAGGAAGGUGGUUAUUCACUUGGGAACAUGGCGCCCAGCAUGGAAGAAGAGCACACGUUUCGCUGCGAGGACUGUGAUGAACUUUUUCAGUCAAAGCUCGACCUGCGGCGACACAAGAAGUACGCCUGCAACGCUGUCAGCUCCCUGUACGAGACCCUGAACGACGAGAUCAAGCAAGAAGGUCUUGGAGAUGGACAGGUCUAUGAGUGCAAAGACUGUGAGAGGAUGUUCCCCAAUAAAUACAGCCUGGAGCAGCACAUGGUAAUCCACACCGAGGAGAGGGAGUACAAGUGCGACCAGUGUCCCAAGGCUUUCAACUGGAAAUCCAACCUGAUUCGUCACCAAAUGUCUCACGACAGUGGGAAACGGUUCGAAUGUGAAAACUGUGUUAAGGUGUUUACCGACCCCAGCAACCUCCAGCGGCAUAUCCGUUCCCAGCACGUUGGCGCGCGGGCCCAUGCCUGCCCGGACUGCGGCAAAACCUUUGCCACCUCGUCUGGCCUCAAACAGCACAAGCACAUUCACAGUACUGUCAAACCUUUCAUAUGUGAGGUCUGUCACAAAUCCUACACGCAGUUCUCCAACCUCUGCCGUCACAAGCGGAUGCACGCGGACUGUCGCACCCAGAUCAAAUGCAAGGACUGCGGCCAGAUGUUCAGCACUACCUCCUCUCUCAACAAACACCGGCGCUUCUGCGAGGGCAAGAACCAUUACAACCCUGGAGGGAUUUUUGCCCCCGGCCUGCCCCUAACGCCCACUUCCAUGAUGGACAAAUCCAAGCCCUCUCCCAACCUCAAUCACGCCAGCCUGGGAUUUAACGAUUAUUUUCCGUCCCGCCCGCACCCAGCGGGUCUUCCGUUCUCACCUGCCCCGCCAGCGUUUCCUGCCCUCACUCCGGGAUUCCCAGGGAUUUUCCCACCGUCUCUAUACCCCAGGCCCCCCUUGUUACCACCCACGCAACUGCUCAAAAGUCCCCUCAACCACACUCAAGACGCAAAGCUUCCAAGCCCCCUUGGGAACCCGGCGCUUCCUCUGAUCUCUGCAGUGAGCAACAGCAACCAGGCCACUUCAGGAGAGGAGAAAUGUGAAAGUAGCCUGGAAAGCUCCUACCUGGAGAAGCUAAAAGCCAGGAACAGCGACAUGUCCGAUGGCAGUGACUUUGAGGAUGUCAAUACAACCACCGGCACAGAUCUGGACACCACUACUGGCACCGGUUCUGACCUGGACAGUGAUGCAGAGAGUGACAGGGACAAAACGAAAGAUAAGAGCAAACAAAUGGAGAACAAGCCGGAUUUUGUCAGCAGCUCCGUGUCUGCAAGUUCCACCAACAACACGAGUGAGAUCCCUCUCUUCUAUUCUCAGCAUUCCUUCUUUCCUCCCCCCGAAGAGCACCUGCUACCUACCACGGGAGCAGCUAAUGACUCUAUUAAAGCUAUCGCCUCCAUCGCAGAGAAGUAUUUUGGGCCUGGCUUUAUGGGGAUGCAGGAGAAAAAGAUGGGUUCGCUCCCGUAUCAUUCCAUGUUCCCUUUUCAGUUCCUCCCCAAUUUCCCGCAUUCACUCUACCCUUUUACGGAGCGGACCCUCAAUCACAACUUGCUGGUCAAGGCAGAACCAAAGUCACCCAGGGACCUCCACAAAGUAGGCAGCACCAGCUCAGAGUCACCCUUUGAUCUCACCACAAAGCCAAAAGAGAUUAAGCCAAUCUUGCCGCCACCUAAGGUCCUGCCAGCCCCGUCCGCGGGGGAAGAACAGCCGCUGGAUCUGAGCAUCGGCAACCGCAUCCGAGCCAGUCAGAACGGAGGAAGAGAGCCACGGAAAAACCACAUUUAUGGGGAAAGGAAGCUAAUGGCAAGUGAAGUCUUACCCAAGAUUUCCCAGUCUCAACUGCCUCAGCAGCCAUCCCUGCAUUACGCUAAGCCAUCGCCCUUUUUCAUGGACCCCAUAUACAGGGUGGAGAAGCGGAAGGUGACAGACCCUGUGGGUGCCCUAAAGGAGAAGUACCUGCGACCUUCCCCGCUGCUUUUUCACCCCCAGAUGUCAGCCAUAGAAACAAUGACAGAGAAACUGGAGAGUUUUGCAGCCAUGAAGGCAGACACUGGCACUUCCCUGCAGCCCCUUCCACAUCACCCGUUCAACUUCCGAUCUCCACCGCCCACGCUAUCCGAUCCCAUCCUGCGCAAGGGCAAGGAGCGUUACACCUGCAGGUACUGUGGUAAGAUCUUCCCACGCUCAGCAAAUCUGACAAGGCAUCUGCGGACACACACUGGAGAACAGCCCUACAGGUGUAAAUACUGUGACAGGUCAUUCAGCAUUUCCUCCAACCUCCAGCGGCACGUUCGAAACAUCCAUAACAAGGAGAAGCCAUUCAAAUGUCACCUGUGUAACCGAUGCUUUGGGCAGCAGACCAACUUGGACCGACAUCUUAAGAAACACGAACACGAGAACGUUCCAGUGAGCCAGCACUCUGGAGUCAUUACAAACCACCUUGGGACCAGUGCCUCUUCCCCAAACUCGGAAUCAGACAACCAUGCACUUUUAGAUGAAAAAGAGGAUUCGUAUUUCUCUGAAAUCAGAAAUUUUAUUGCAAAUAGUGAGAUGAAUCAAGCAUCAACUUUAGCAGAUAAAAGGCCAGAAAUCCCAGAUAUUGAUGGCAAUUCCCAGUGUCAUGGAUUAGCAAAUGAGAAAACAGAAGAUGUGGAUGAUGAAGAUGAAGAACUGGAAGAGGAGGAUGACGACAGCCUGACAGGGAAGUCGCAGGAUGAAACGGUAUCGCCCACCGCAGAGCCCCGAGGAGCAUUUGAGGAUGAAGAAGAUGAAGAGCCCACAUCUCUCACCAUGAGCUUUGACCACACCCGAAGGUGUAUUGAGGAGGACGAAGCCGGCUUGUUAGAUUUGGAGCAGAUGCCGAAUUUUGGGAAGGGGCUGGAUCUUCGCAAAGCAGCCGAGGAAGCAUUUGAAGUUAAAGAUGUGUUUAAUUCCACCUUAGACUCUGAGACAAUAAAACAGACUCUGUACAGGCAGGCUAAAAACCAGGCUUAUGCAAUGAUGCUGUCCCUGUCUGAGAACGCUCCCCUCCACACGUCCUCCCAGAACUCUCUGGGUGCUUGGUUGGACAUGGCAGGAGCAGCUUCAGAGUCGGGGACCUUUAACCCCAUCAACCACCUCUGAGAGGUCAACAAGGCACUGGCCAGAGUCCAAGCGAGGAGGCGGUGGUGCUGCAAUUAUCCUAGCAAAAAUCCUAGCAAGCAGAAGAUGGAUGAGAGGGCCUCAGGGAGUCGUCUGGACUUUUGGCUGAGAAGGAAACCUGUCGCAUCCGACCUACAAGUCCUGCAUUUUUAUCUGUCCAGAGUUUUCAUUUCUAAUUUAUCAGAAUGAACCUCUCCAAAACUGGAUAACCCUGAUGCAGCCCUAGGAUUUCACAGUCUAUAGGAAUGGCAUGAGCAAGACACGAAUUGCAACAGUGCAAUCAAACAUUGGCCCCUCUAACAUUACAAAACAGUAUCACUGAGCCAGUAAAGCCUGUAAAGCGUAUAAAUGAAAGCUUGAAACCAGUCGGUAGCAUUUCCUUUCAAUUCAGCUGAAUAGUGAAGUAAUAAGGAAAGAGAGCCAGGUGUGACCUAUCCCUGGUGCAAUUCUGACAUAGUCACUGGAGUUAUACCAGGGAAGGGUAAAUUCGACCCAUUUAAUUGACCCCCAAAAGAAUUUGAAAUUCGGUGCUCCCACAGAAACGCCGUCCUCUCCUUUGUUCCCAACAAAACACACUGGCACGGUGCAGAGCUUCUCGAAUGCGAGGCCGCAUUGCCUGCAGUCACGAUUCACCAUAUGCAGUGUCCCGUUAGAGAAAGCUUCAGCCUGGAGCAUUGCUGAGGUUGGGGUCAUCGAGGUAUCGUGCAAGUACGUGGUUCACGGUCAUCGGCUGUGCCCCGAGCGCCCUUCUGUCUGUGCCGACGCAAGAUUAAGAGUGCUUUCCAUCUCUGCUAGUGCCUGUGAGCCCGAGCUGCUGCUUGGACUUGAAGCAUCCAGAGUGUUUCAGAAAAAGCCAUGCUCAGCAAGUCUGCUGGCGAGGGGAGCGGUGGCACUCUGCCCCGCGCUGGCCUGAGUCCCCGCCACUGAGCUGCUGAAAAAGCCUGGAUUUGCCCAGGCGGAGAGGUAAACCCUUACCUGGAGAGGGGUAGCUGUGUGUGAGAAAGCGUGUGUGGUAGGCGAGUCUUGCCUUAAGAAGGGCAAUCCAGACACAUCUUGCGAUUUAUCUCCCGGGGUUUUUUUAGGCUGACAUCCUUUCAGUGUUGAUGGUAUCUGGGAAUUGCAGCAGAAAUUUCUGACUCGUGCAGUUGUUUUGGCAUGCUGGAUGGUUGCUUAUGCAUCGCACGCUGCCAUUUGGCCUAUCUUUGAAGUAGAAAGAUUAAAAUUUCCUUGCCUCAGCAACCUCAGGGGUACAGCCCUCUAUUCAGGCACAUAGCUAAGAAUCGAAUUGUCUCUCUGACUCUAAAAUCUCGCAGAUAUUUUAGGAGUGAUUUUAAAUCGCUUCUGUCUCAUCUUCUUUACCGAUCCAAAGCAGCCUCCAGAAAUGCUGUGAUGCUUAUGCUAUCCUACAUUGCAAUUACAAUCUGCUGUUGGAGCAGUGGUUUUGCAGGUAAAGCUGCAUUACAGAAUAGUCAGGAAAGCACUUAGACCUUGCAAAGGAUAACAUUGGCUACAAAGAUAAAGUUUAGAAUGUGUGGCCUGAGAAUUUUCAGAUUACAGCAUCUAAAAAUUAGAAGUGCCACGGGACUACUGCUACCACUGAGUGGAACCGCGUGCCUCUGCAUCUCGCCCAUUGCAGUUCUGCGUCAGCAGCCUGCUAGGAGUCCGGAGGUGCUCUGGCAGGCUGGCUCUGUGAAGAUUGCAGCCAAAGCCAGUGAAGUUGAGAGGAACUUCUCCCAUUAAUUUCAGCAUAUUUUAGUGCUGGGUGUGCUUCUAGGAAGUAUUUUAUCGGGUAGUAACUGCUGGCAGAACUGGGUUAAUGGCCGAUUUCAGAGAAACAGCACGCAGUGCUUAGUAUAUCUGCCUGUAAAUACUUGACACACGUGGCCUCUCUGCCUGCUUGGCAUGGAAAAGAGCAGAUGGUGGCUUCUGUGCCAGUCCAGUGGGGAGAAAUGCAAAGGGGCAGCCUCAUUCCAGCAUGCUAAAACAAAGGAAACGGCUACUCAAAUAAAGCGGAGGUCGUGUUGGGAACGAUAGCUUUGCAAUUUGCUCUUUGCACCCAAGAGCACGCGUGCGGCUGGUUUUAUAUAGCCAGGACCCUCACGCUGGCCACAGAGGAAAGCAUCUAGGGUAGCUUUGGUGCAGAAGGAACAAAAGGUAGAUGACCAGCAUCAGCGUGUUUUCCAAGAAAAUUUACCCUUCCUUUUUGGUUUCCCACAACACCCUGUGAAAGUGCCCAAGGCUCUGAGACCAACAGUCAGUGUAACCCGAACUGCUUCAUCUAUUUGCACAAAGCUCUCGGGCAAAUAGAGCCCGAGAGCCGACAAUUGUCAAAAGCAACCAGGCUCUGCGAAGGAGAUGGGACCUUCCCGUCCCAGCACAUCUGCCUCUGCUGCUGCUGCUGCUGCUGCAGUACAGCCCUGCCCAGGCGCUUGGCCUUUAAAUUAUUCCCACAGGGGCCAACUGAAAAUAAUAAAAGAAUUGUUUCUUUUCCUGAUGGAAUUUAUUUUAAUCUGUAUAUAACUUGUAAUUUGUUGCUAAUUCUUUCCUUAUUUUAUUUCUUCCUUAACAGUAUUUUUUGCAUUAGGUAUCAUUAUUGUGAAGAAAUAAUGUUAAUAUAAGUAUGUAGUGAAGGACCAAAAUUGUGUAAUUAAGGUCGUAUGUCGUAUGAUUGAUAACCAGGGAGUAGGAAGAUUUUGUCCACGUGCCAAAUGACCCUGAUCAAUCCUGCUAGUCGCGCUGCCGAUUCUCCAGACAAUCAUAUGUUUUGUUACCUUUGCCUUGAAGCGACCCUCGCGUUAGACGAAGGUUUCUAUUUAUUUCCUCGGCCGGCUGGAAAGCAAACGCAGCCCCCGCCAGAAAGCGAGCGGCCCCUGCCCACGCGCCCUUCCACCGAGCGCGCCGAGCGAUGCCCCCGCGCCGGCGAGCGAUGCCACCGCGCCGCGUGUCCCGCCGGCAGCCCCUGCCGCCCGCCGGCACCGAGGUGCAGACCGGGGAGCUGGGGGACGCGGUGCCUCCCCAGAGCCGGGGGCCAGCGGGCGACUCUGCCGAGGGGACGCGGCACGGCAGAGCUGGAUCCGUGGCGGACUCGCUCUUCGCCGCAGCAGGGGCGCGCGCCCGUGCCCCGUCCCGGGAAGGCGUCCGGCUUGCGAGCCCUGACCUGCGGCGAGCUGCCAGCUUCGCUCCCGGCGCACGCAGAGAGACUCGUCCAGCGAGCGCUGGCGGGGCCGGGGGCCCAUCGCCACCAGCGCGGCCCGGAGAACCACUCGGCCCCCAUGGGACUGUCCGGCCCUGCAGGUUCCCAGACCCUGCUCCAGGAGAGCACGGAAGCCUUAAGCGUGGGGAUAGAUCGGUCCCGUCCCGUUCCAGCACGAAAGCCUGAGCUGGAGCUCUGUGGCUCCUGGCAGCUGCCUGGAGUAAGCCGGACGUCUGAGCAUCUUUCCGAUAGGGACCGCAGUGCUGUCUGCCUUGUUGGAACAAGAUCUGUGGGUAAUAGUCAGUGUUUGCGUGCUCUGACCCGAUGUUUUGUUCAUCGCUGAAGCAAUCUUUGAAGAGGUCAGCAUCACGCUCCUCGGCGUGAGGAGGUAACGGAGCAGCCGAGGGAGCAGCAGUGAGCUGGUCUCCAAAAUGUGGGCCAAGGACUGGGAAAUGCCAAUGUUACUGUGGGGGAUUUAUUUGGGGUGUAUUUGGUUUUCGGUAUCUCAGCCCUCCUGUCCGUUGUGUCUUUUCUUCAGCAGCACGGUUUGUCAGCAGCUCCUCGCUCCGCUCGAGCUUGCGCAGUCGCUGUCUCCCUCGCCGGGCUGUUCGUGCUCCCUGUGGCUCUCCUGGAGUAGGGCUCCUCCUGCGGCGUGCUGCUGGCCAGGGACGGGGAGGUACAAUCCAGCCAGGGAUUAAGGACAUUAAAAAUACAGGUUUUAAAAUCAUGAAAUGAUUUCUUUUCACGUUUCCUAAUUCGGUUUUCUUCCCAUUUUGUCUAGCUAGCGUCUCUGUUUGUUGUAGGAUCUCCCGACUCCUCUAAUUUAGCACUGAUUACAAGUUUUAAUUUUUCCACCGUUAAGAUAAAUAAACAGAAAGCCUCUACUGAAUCGCUAUUUAUCUUGUAGCUUUCAUUCAAUCGCACUUAAAACGUGUUGCAACUUGUAGCAGCUGUUUAGGUUUCAACUUGCUGUUUUAGCAAAAGCAGUCCCUUAUUUUGAAGGAUGUUUCCCGAGAGGUGCGUGUGUCGAGGAAGGUUCUGCCGUCCAAGCGCAGCUUGCUUCCCAGCGUGGGCGGUGGGGAAGGUCUGGGUCCCUUGGCUUCCACGAGACGUGGAGCGGUAGUGCCACUAACGCCUUGUGCUCAGGAACCGCGACACCGGCGCAAUAGAGCGAGGCGCGGGUUGGAAUACGGCCCGCUGCUUGGUUGAAGGUCAGGGUGCCGCGUGAGGUGCGAGUUAAACCAAGAGUAUCUGUGUAGGAUCUAUUUAUUAAAAGUGUGUUCGCAUCUUGUAGCCGUAUUGCCAUAACAGCGAGGAGGGGAGAACUGUGAAUUUUUUGUAUGACCAGGUAAGGUUGACAGCCGCUGGCCGUCCCCGGCUGCUCGGCGCCGCUGAAGUGAAGGUACUCCGAGAAGGGACCUUGCUUCUCCUGACUGCGACUUUGACCACGGAUAGAUCUUUCUGCCUGAGCUAGUGAGGGAGGAGAAAGUAGGUCUGACGGACGUGUUUUCCCGUUCUUUCUCCUGCUCGGGCGCUGGCGGUCGGUCCCGAUGCGAAUCCCCGUGGCCGAUGCAGAAGGCUGCCGGUGCCGCACGACCGCCGUGGUGCCGAGCGCGCGGCCGCGCCGCGUUCUCCCGCGGGUCGGAGGCGCCCGCUUCGCUCUUUGAUGCGCGCGGGCGUUCCUGCCAGGCAGCUGGCUGCUCCGGGGGCAUGCCCGCAAAAUGCGUCCCGUGCCGUCCGGAGCCUGCGCUCCACAGGUCGCGGCAGCAGAAGCGAGCGGGCGCGCAGGGCUGCCCAGGAGCAGCCGGGUGCCAGCAGCGAAGCCAAACCGAACGGGGUUUUAAGCGGCAAAACACACGAGGCGAGUUUGCUCAACCGCGUUCCGGGACAAAACGCAAAGCUUGGUUUCUGUCUUGCUUAAAGCAGCCUAGUGGAAGCUUUCGCUUUCUCCCUAAUCAGCACUUAGACUUUCCGUAGACGUUCUCGAAAACGGCUUCUUUUUCACUUCAUACGAAGCAUUUCGAAAAGCACUUGCACAAUGACAUGAACGUGUUUGACUCUAAGCAUCAAAGCACUGGAUUGUGAGCCCCCCUCCCCUCAGCCGACUUCAAUCUACUGACUUACAUUCGAUUUCUACGUGCUGUAUUUUGUGUGUGUGUGUGUGGCGGGGGAAGGGGGAAAGCGUCACGGUGCAGGAACCUGCCCGUUUCUGCCCGUCGGAAAACGGGCAGGGAGCGAUGCAGUCCGCUCGGCUCAGUGCUGGUAACAUAAGGGCAAAACCCUCUGCUCCUAGACGAUGGUCAGUAGUGUUCUCCCAAAGCCAUGAAACUCCUUCUCUGUAGUGUUGAGUGAUACUGUGAUUAAAAUGUUAUUGAAUGAUUCCAAGGUUCUUUUUCUCUUUCUUCUGUCAUUAAUUCUUGUCACCACUUUGGAAAAAGAAUGAAAAAGAAAAAAAAGGCAGCUUUGAUUUCCAAAUGUGCAAUUCACAUGUGAACAAAGUAAUUCUGAAAGUAAUUCUCAAUGUACUUUACAUUCUCGUUGCUCUCUUCAAAGCAAGAGAUGUUUUGCCCUGAUGUCAUUUCCAGCCUGCAGAAGAUGUAAUUUAAAACAUAUAUAUAUUGUGCUUGCAAGAAUCAUAAAUCUGUGCAUCCUAUGUCAUUCCUUUUCCCAUUGUUACAAUACAGAUAUGAUUUAGUUUUGUUUUUUUUUUUUUUUUCUUUAGAACUGUAUAGUGUUUUUUUAAAUCAAUUGUAAAUGUCUGGUUUUCAUAUAAUGUUUAAAAAACAUUGAGAAAGAGGAUGGUGCUUGUUCCAUAUCAUUCUUGAUUGUAUAUUGCUUCUGUUAUGUUUAUAAGUAAACUGUGCAUGACUUGUGUUUAGCAGUCAUUAUUGUGUCUGUUUGUGAAAUUUUUAUUAAAAAGAAAAAAAUUCCGUAGAUGCACUUAUUGUAUAUGUGAUUAGAUUUUGCGUCCGAGGCUAGAAGCCUCGAACUGCCAAGGAAGAAAAAAAAAAAGUGUUGGCAGUUAUUAAUUAAUAUGAAAUCGCUUUGUUGGGAGCAUAAUGAAAUAAAAGAUAUGAAGUGUAGAAAAUAAUUAAAAAAAGCGAUUUUACAAAUUUCAUUUUGAUGCUUGUGAUAAAAGACAAAUGUACUUGUGUAGAGAAAUUCCUUUAAAAUAAUGACUAGAAAAAGCUGAUUUUGAGGUUAAUGCUGUAGAAUAGGAAUGUAUACCAAAUGUAAUCUUUCAAUGCUACAAUGAAUUUAUACAUGAGAUUGAUAUGCAAUAAACCUGUGUGCUUUUAUAA